Molecule: messenger RNA, 1578 nt
Organism: Colletotrichum abscissum
Lineage: Eukaryota; Fungi; Ascomycota; Sordariomycetes; Glomerellales; Glomerellaceae
Exons: 4
Coding region: 1-1578 (525 amino acids)
Molecular function (GO): monooxygenase activity; heme binding; oxidoreductase activity, acting on paired donors, with incorporation or reduction of molecular oxygen
Source: RefSeq, a predicted model, not a curated record
AUGUCUGAGUCCCUGAGCCAACUUCAAGGCAAACACAUCCCCGAUAUGAUAUCAUUUUCUUUCUUGGUCUUCACAGCAAUAGUAACGUAUCUUUUAUGGGGCUUGUACUCGUAUUUCCUCUCACCACUGAGGAAGUUUCCGGGCCCACGCCUGGCAGCAUGGACAAGACUGUGGUAUCUUCUUCAAGUCAAAUCGGGCGCCUCACACCUUGUGCUGAAGCGACUCCACGAGGAGCUUGGACCGAUCGUUCGAAUUGCCCCCAAUGUCUUGAAUAUCAAUCUUCCGGAAUGCAUUGACACGAUUUACGAUCGUAAGGGGGAAUGGCGGAAGACCGAGUUCUACCACGGCAGCAGUGCCCUCGUUGACGGGGAGAUCAUCUUUAACCUCUUCAGUGAGACAGAUCCUGAGAGGCAUAAACAAGAGAGAAAGCAGGUUGCGAAGCACUACUCUCGACGAAGCAUCUCAUUUCUAGAGCCGAAGAUGAACGAUACCAUCAAGCUGCUUUGUAACCAGCUUGAUAAGCAGUGUAUCGGAAGCCCAGGCGCCGAAAAGAAUGGUUGCGAUCUGGGAGCAUGGAUAUUGUAUUAUGCUUGGGAUGUUGUCGGCACCGUCACGUUUUCGCAGCCUUUCGGUUACCUCAAAGAGGGCCGCGACUUUGAUGCCACACUGGGUAUUGCCAAAAUUGCCAUGGAGUAUUUCGCCGUCAUCGGCACUGCCCCGUUUCUAGACCGCCUACUAGCCAAAAACCCCAUCUUCCCCAUGGGACCGCCAGGGUUCGACAACAUCACAAGGAUUUCCGUCAACCACCUCCGCCAAAGAUUGCAAAAAGUCCGUAGUGACCUUGAUAGUCCCGGGAUUCAAGACUUUCUGGACAAAUUUCUCGAAACUCAGAAGGCUGCCACGGGCAGUGUCAACGAGGCUCAAGUAGUCUCCUGGCUCAUGAUCAACAUGAUCGCAGGUGCCGACACAACCGCAGGCGCCAUUCAAAGCGCGCUUUAUCACUCCUUAAAAGACCCCCGCAUAUGGGAGAGACUGACCAACGAGAUUCUUCAGGCUAGGUUCAACGACGAACCACCGAGCUAUGAUUCCGCACGCGACCUUCCCUAUCUGAAAGCAGUCAUCUGCGAGGCUCUUCGCAUGUCGCCUGGAGUCUGCAUGACAAUGGAGCGCUACGUUCCUAAGGGGGGCAUCACACUUCCUUCGGGUGAUUAUAUUCCCGAAGGUUACAUUGUGGGAAUGAACCCAUACGUGACGAACAGAAAUCGUGAAAUCUUCGGCGACAAGGCCGAUGACUUUUGUCCCGAACGAUGGGUACAAGACCAGAAUCGUGGGGAGACUCAAGAAGCGUAUGAAAAGCGAAUCAAGGACAUGAAGUCCUGCGACCUCACUUUCGGCAAUGGCAAUCGCAGAUGCAUCGGAGAACUCAUGGGUUUAACUCAGGUUUAUAAAGUGGUGUUUGCGUUGAUCACUCGCUACGAGAUGACCUUAGUCGACAGCGAGCGAUGGAGUGUCAAAAACUUCUGGUUUCUCCAACAAGAAGGCUUGGAGGUGGAGAUUAAGAAGCGAACGCGGAGAUAG